AUGGCAGGAAUCGAAGAUGUCCACGACAUCGUUCAGCAGGUCCAACCAGAUGUAUUGUUCUGCGCCUCGAUGUGGACUGAAGAUGAAAGCAAACAGAUUCAACAGAUUGCUCGGAAUAUCAUACCAAAUAUACGAACAUAUGCUGUUCCUCAUGGUAUGCAAGUAGCAAUUGGUCCAGAUGCCACUGUGGAACAUGUGAAAUCAAAGCUGGUAGAGAUUUUGAGUCAGGAGAAUUGA
Molecule: messenger RNA, 237 nt
Organism: Exophiala bonariae
Lineage: Eukaryota; Fungi; Ascomycota; Eurotiomycetes; Chaetothyriales; Herpotrichiellaceae
Exons: 2
Coding region: 1-237 (78 amino acids)
Source: RefSeq, a predicted model, not a curated record